Messenger RNA from Tetrahymena thermophila SB210, 1869 nucleotides. RefSeq lists its product as hypothetical. The record is from RefSeq and is a predicted model, not a curated record. Lineage: Eukaryota; Ciliophora; Oligohymenophorea; Hymenostomatida; Tetrahymenidae. The transcript is spliced from 2 exons.
AUGAGAUUAUUUGUUAUAAUUUUAGUCUUAGUAUCGCUUUCUCUUAGUAGAUCUGAUUUUUUAGAAAAUGAAUAAAGAGAUGUUUCUUACUCUAAACAAAUAAACAAACUACUUAAAAAAUUAGAUGAAUAAUAUUACCAUGAAGAAUAAGAGUUCAAAUAUUUUCCACCUUAAUUCUACUAAAAAAAAGGAUUGUAUUCUUCAUACAUUCACGGCAAUGCUAUGGACAAAGAAAAUGGGUAUUUAUACCAUUUAGUUAGAUAGUAUAUCGGAUGUCCUGAUAGCAAUAUGUUUGUGAGUAAUUUUGUGUUAUCUGCCCUUCUUGAUUGCGCAGAAUUUGGAACUAUUUAAAUUGAUUAAGACUUAUUUGAAUAAACAAUUGAUACAAUUUUAGAAUUUAGAGAUAAAAACUAAAAAGAAGGCAUCCCCUCUUACUCUUUCUGGUUAUAAAAGUUAAAAAAUGAAACAUGGUAUUCAAGCCCAAUCAAUCUAGAGAAUAUUGCUAAUUCAAUGAAAUAUAUGCCUGAGUGGGUAAAAACUAUUUUAGCCAAAAUGGGUCUGAAUUUUGUAGCAAUGUCUAAUUUAAUUAUUGAUGCAUUUCAUCUCCCUCCUGAUGCAGAUGAUUCUUCAGUUAAUAUUGCACUUGGAUAUAGAAUAAUGAAUUCUCCUUUUAUUAGACAAUCAAUUAAAGAUAAAUGGAUCCGUAAUAACUAUGAUGUUAAUGGUUAUUUCAAUUUACUAAAGAAAUAUUCUUAUAAGCCAUUCGAUACUUCAAACUCUUCGCUUAACACUAUUGAUAUUAGAACAUAUUUUGGUUUUAAUGAGUACUUGUCAUAAUUAAACAGAACUGAGAAUUUUUAGCUUUUUACUACUUGGAUAAUGAGCACUGAUGAUUAAAUUGAGAAAUUAGUUGCUAUUCCUAGCAAUGUUAAUAACUUUGAUUGUUCAGUCUUAAGUAAUACACUUUUUGGCCUGCACCAUGCUUUACUCUACUCAAACUAAACUGAAUUUGAAAAAAUAUUUGAUUAAGAGCUCUAAGGUUUAUAUUUAAACUCAACUGACAUUAUAAAUUAUGCUAUCAAUUCAGAAAUUGCACUCAGACAUCCAGAUAUUGCCUUCUUCUAUUAUCCAUCUGUUUAUGAUUUUUAUUGGUUUGUUGCUAGAAAUGUUCACUUGCUUAAUUCUAAUAAGUAAAAAAUUUAGCAUAGCUUAAUUAAAUAAGUAGCAGAUAGUUUAAACGAAUCUAUGAAGAAUAAAGGAACGAAGUUUCUCUUAAAUAAUGCAAAGCUAGAUAAGAAUGGAAAUAUUUACUGGGAAGAGUUUUUAGGAGUAUAUAAUAAUAAAACUUAUAAUGAAGACACUACAUUUUCUACAGUUAUGACCUUAAAUGCUCUCCUCGAUACUUGGACAGUCUCAAUAAGUCACUAAAAUGGAACUAUAAGCAGAAUCUUUGACCCAUAAACUCCUAAAAAUGUAACUAAUACUAUUUAGAAAGGAAUAUAAACUUUGCUUAAGGACAAUUCUUUCUCAAAGAGUAAUUAAAAUGCAUUCUUUUCAGGAAGUUUUAAAUCUGUUAACACUUGGUUUUAUUAUCCUAUGAAUGUAAAUUAUUAUCUAAAUGGAACUGUAUUUGAUCCUCAUAAUCCCCCUGUAGUUCUAAAUGAGUAAGUUGCAGCAGUAAGAGGCAUUUAUAAUCAGUCAGAAUACUAAGAAUUAUUACAAUAAAAGUGGUUUGGCUUCAAGCCAAUUGAAGAAUUUUUAGGAUAUAAUUAUGAAUCAUUUUCUUAUCCUUAUUGGUCAUCUCCAUCAAUAACACUAAGUAUGGGCAUGUCAUUACUUAGUAAAUACUAAUCUAUCCAUUUAGAUUGA